AUGGUGAUAUCAUCUCGAGAUAUCGUCAGAAAUGUGAUUUUCAAUGAGCCGACUUUCAAAGCAUACGUAAGUUCUAGCGAUUUUUGGCUGAAAAUGCCUGGAAUUCAUGAUUUUCAGAUGUAUCCUCGUCAAAUUUUCAUCGGAAACGAGAAAAUUCCACUGUCAAAACAACGAAUGGAGAUUACUGUGCAUAAUGGGAAAUUAUUUUUGAUUAUCACUGUGAUUCCGGUUGGCGGGAAUAAUAAUCAGCCAAAAAUGAUUAGCAUCAAUUUUUCGCAGUUUCGAAAUAUUACUGUGAGUUUUUGAUUUUUCUCGAGCGGAGCGAGUGUAGACCGCAAGCUUCCGCUUCAGCGGCCACGCGGUUUCCACGUCAUAGCAAGCUCAGGUGGCCGCUGACGCGGAAGCUUGCGGUUUACACUCGCUCCGCUCGAAAACCCCCUUCCAAGUCCUAUUCUGAAAUAUCUAGUAAAAAUCUGAAAAUUAGAAUUUACAGCACAAAUUAUGGGACGAUUUAGUAACUAUAAAUUAGUUUCUGAAUCGUCCCAUAAUUUGUGCUGAAAUUCCAGCAUGUUUCAGAUUUUUAUUGGAAUUUCAGCGGAGAUGCGGAAGCUAUGCCCAAAUUUUUAUCGAGCGACGCAAGUCGCGAGUGUAAACCGGAAGAUUCCGCGUCAGCGGCACUGUCUUCCGCUUCAGCGGCCACGUCUAAGCUUUUCUGGGCCCAUAAGGCUGUAGACGAUGCCGCUAAAGCGGAAGAUAGUGCCGCUUGCGCGGAAUUUUGCGGUCUACACUCGCUCCGCUCGAAUUUCCAAGUCAAAUUCUGAAAUAUCCGAUAAAAAUCUGAAAAACUAGAGAAAAUCUAGCAUUUUUCAGAUUUUUAUUGGAAUUCCAGCGGAGAUGCGGAAGCUAUGCCCAAAUUUUCUACAAUUUUCACCAGAAACUUGGAUGUUUCAGCUCAAAACGUUUGGAAACGAAACCGAUCCGCCAGCUCUGAUCUUCCAUUUGGCUCCAGCUUCAUCUUAUCGAAUUCUGAAUGCUCUUGGCGACAAUUUGUCGAAUCUUCUGAGCAGCAGAGCAACCGAUUUGGCGUCACAGGAAUAUUUGAAAAAGUUCGUGAGCGCCUUAGGCGCGAGUGUAAUCCGGAAAAUUCCGCGAAGCGGCCACGUGGUUUACUAUGAUAUGGCAAACGUCAUAUUAAUCCGCGUGGCCGCUGCGCGGAAGCUUGCGGUCUACACUCGCUCCGCUCGAAAACCCCCUUCCAAGUCCUAUUCUGAAAUAUCCGAUAAAAAUCUGAAAACUGGAAUUUUCAGCACAAAUUAUGGGACGAUUCAGUAACUAUAAACUAGUUUCUGAAUCGCCCCUUAAUUUUUGCUGAAAUUCCAGAAUUUUCAGAUUUUUAUUGGAAUUUCAGCGGAGAUGCGGAAGCUAUGCCCAAAUUUUCUAAAACUUGAAACUUUCAGCACAAUCAUCAUAACUCUUCAAGAAGAACCAGCAAAUCCGAACGAAAAUGAGGAGAGAUUCAUGAGCUUCGCAAUCAAUUCAAAUCAUCAAAAUCAGGAAAAUGCUCCAAAAUUGGAGCAUUUUGAUAUGGAACAAAGUUUUGAGAUUUGGAAAAAUGAGAUUCAAACGAAAUGGACGGCAAGGUUUUCGGAAAGAUGGAGAAGGACUUUUGGAAAUCAGACGAUGGAUUUUAUUGGUAAGAUUUGGUGAAAAUAUGCUCAGAGACUGAAAAUUCGUGAUUUUUUACUUAAAAUUCAUGGUUUUUCACCUAAAGUUACCCUAACUCCCUUAUUUUUUCCAGACAUAAUUCCUGAAAACGACUUCCGUCAAAUGAUGCGAGCCAUUGGCCUAAUGAUCAAACCAGGCAUCACACAAUCAUUGGAUUAUUUCUAUUUUGAUGCAAAAGUCAAAGGAAUCAAUGCAUUGUUCAGAGAAAUCAAUAAUUAUAAACCGCUUGAGGAAAUUUUGAAAUUGAAGUGAGUUUUUGGGCGAAAAUUGACCAAAAAUAGCAAAUGUGCUCCAUUGAACUAUCCCCGUUUCUCUGAAAAAUUCAAAAUUUUUUUUUCCAGAGCUGGCGAAAAACGAAGAGCUGAGCCUAGCCCGGUUAAAGUAAGUGGUUUUUUGCAUGGGACUAAUUUUUGAAGCUUUUCCUAAUUUUUAACCUGAAAAAAUGGCUGAAAAUCUCUGAUUUUUGCAUGAAAAAUUGGAGAAAAACGGGUUUUCAUGAGAAUUGACUGAAAUUUCAAGAUUUUCAGUCGAAAUCUGGGAAAUUUAUCAUUUUUCAAAUUAAAAAUGAUUUUUAAAUUUUUAAUUUUAGGUCACGUUUGAAAUUUCAAGUAAGACCUGAAAUUAAAAAUUUAAAAAAAAACCUAAGUUUUUGCUGAAAAUCACUAAAAAUCUGUUUUUUAGAAAAUAAGUUAUGAAAGUAUCAAAUUUUUUGAUGAAAAAUAAGAGAAAUCACAAAUAUGUCACCUGAAAAUCUGUAAUGUAAUCCGCAAGCUUCCGCGUAAGCGGCACUAGCUUCCGCUUUAGCGGCCACGUGGUUUACUAUGAUAUGGUAAACGUCAUAUUAGUCCGCGUGGCCGCUAAAGCGGAAGAUAGUGCCGCUUACGCGGAAGCUUGCGGUUUACACUCGCUCCGCUCGAACCUCCAAGUCCUAUUCUGAAAUAUCCGAUAAAAAUCUGAAAACUGAAAUUUUCAGCACAAAUUCUGGACCUAUUCAAUAACUAUAAUUUAGUUUCUGAAUCGUCCCUUAAUUUGUGCUGAAAUUCCAGCAUUUUUCAGAUUUUUAUUGGAAUUUCAGCGGAGACGCGGAAGCUAUGCCCAAAUUUUGAAUUUUUCUAAAAAAACUAUGGAUUUCUGGUCAAUUUUCAUGAAAAUCUCGAAUUUUCGGCCGUUUUUGUUGUUGUGUUGUAUAUGUUGCUUGUUUUUGUUUGUAGCAUGGUCCUUUGUGCAAUAUUGGCCCUUCACUUCACCUUUCCAAAUCCUCAAUUUCCUCUUCUAACCCACAUUAUUCGAUUUCUUGUCAAAAUCAACGAAAUUUGUAUAUUCGUACGAAAAAAUUGGCUGAAAAUGAGAAUGAAGAUGGGAUUUUGAAUGUGUUGUGCAAAUGUAAGGAGAAUUAUGAGACGCCCACGAAAUUUGCGAGAAAUGAGGUGAGUUUUGAGCAUUUUUUGCUCCAGAAAGCUGAAUUUUUGGCUUGAAAUCAGAGAAAUUGAUUUUUUUCACCCAAAAAUCAUGAAAAAUGAGCAAUUUUGAGCCUAGAAACGUGAAAAUUGACGAAAAAUAGCAAAUGCGCUCCAUUGAACUCUACCCGUUUUUAAAGAAAAUUCAAAUUUUUAUUUUUUUUUAAUGAGAAUUAAAUUUUUGUUCAUUUUGGAGAAUUUUAGUCAAAAAAUCAUUAACAAGGGAAGUGUAUAAGGUCCCGGAAUAAACUUUUAAUGAGACUUGGUACACAUAUAGAUUCGAACUCGCUGAUCUCAAAUUCGUUUUCAAAAAUUGCCACAAUUGCACCCAAGACGAGUUUUUCACCAUCGAAAAUGCGCCAUAUUUCUCAUUGUUUCAUAUGUCAAACAUUUACGGGCAAGAAAAAUAACAGCGGAUGGCAGAGUGGUUAGCGAUCUCGACUUUAAAAUUUUAGGUUUCGGGAUCGGUCCCGGCCCGUGGCGAACUUUUUUUUUUCAAAGUUUUUUUUUUCAAAAUUUUUUCGAAACCUGUAAAGAUGGGUACGUACCGACUUUGAAUUAUAAUUUUUUGUCUUCAUUUUUUUUCGUUUUUUUAAUUCUCGUCCAAAAUGUUACCUUCUGAACAAAUUUUGCACUUCGUAAUGGGUAAUUUCAAUGACAAUUGUACAAUCCCAAGAAAGUAUGUCUCCCGCGAGAACUUCAAAAAGUUCCUAACGGAAUUAUAAAUGUGUUGCGUAGUGUGGACAUCAACGAAAUUAUAGUUGAAAACGAUGAAAUUCUGAAACGAAUUGAAGAUGAUCCACCGGAUGAAGGUAACUUGGCUAGCUAUAAAUAUGAAAGCUAUAAAAAUAAAUAUGAAAGAUCAUCUUCAAUGUGUUCUGUUUUUUGAAAAAAAAAAUAAAAAAUUUUGAAAAAAAAAAGUUCGCCACGGGCCGGGACCGAUCCCGAAACCUAAAAUUUUAAAGUCGAGAUCGCUAACCACUCUGCCAUCCGCUGUUAUUUUUCUUGCCCGGAAAUGUUUGACAUAUGAAACAAUGAGAAAUAUGGCGCAUUUUCGAUGGUGAAAAACUCGUCUUGGGUGCAAUUGUGGCAAUUUUUGAAAACGAAUUUGAGAUCAGCGAGUUCGAAUCUAUAUGUGUACCAAGUCUCAUUAAAAGUUUAUUCCGGGACCUUAUACACUUCCCUUGUAAGAAUAGCUCAAAUCCUUAAAAUUGAUCUAUUUUGAUCUGAAAAUUAUGAAAAAUGAGCUAUUUUGAGCCAAAAUUGACUAAAAAUAGCAAAUGCGCUCUAUUGAACUCUACCCGUUUUUAUGAAAAAUUCAAAUUUUUAUUUUUUUUUUGAAUUUUAUAAAAUUUCUCAAAUUCCCCAAAUUUUCAGCCGCCAUCACCAGAACCUCAAGAAAAAUCUGAAAAUCGGGAAAAUUCUGAAAAUCCCUGUGAAGAUGCCAAAUUAUUGAUCGAUUUUUCAGCCGGCGAUUUUGAGAAUCUGAAAAUUUCGCAAGAAUCUGAAGAAGAUUUGGCUGAAAAUAGUGGAAUUAUUGAUGUUGUGAAUACGAGUAGUUUUUAUCAAGAAAAUGAAGAGAAUUUGGCUGAAAUUGGACAAGGAGAUGCUGAAAAUGCUGAAAAUUCCCUAGAAGAUGGUGAAAUUCAAGAAUCUGCUGAAAAUCCAACUCCAAAAGCUCAAAAUUUGGCUGAAGGAGAUGCUGAAACUCAAGAACUUGCUGGAAAUUUGUCUGGAAUUUAUUUGAGUGCUGAAAAUCCUGAAGAAGCUCAGGAACUUGCUGAAAAUGCUGAAACUAUGGAAUUUGAAGCUCCAGAAUUUGCUGAAAAUCAAGCUCCAGCUUCAGAAGAACCUCAAGAAUCAGCUGAUAACGACGAAAAUUUUAGACCUGUUCCAGAAACCGAAAAAUUCGCAGAAAAUGCUGAAAAAAUCGAGAAAGACGCUGAAAAUUUGGAUUUUGAGGCUGAAAAUCGCGCUGAAAACGAUGAGAAUCGAAAUUUGGCUGAGAAAUUGGAUUUUGAAGCUUCGGAAGCUCCAGAAGUUCAAAAAUCAAUUGAAAAUGCUUCAGAAUCUCAAAUUUUGGCUGAAAUAUCUUCAGAAUAUCAAAAUUUGACAGAAAAUGCUCCAGAAGAUCAAGAAUCAACUGAAAAUGCUCCAGAAUCUCAAAAUUUAGCUGAAAUUGCGGAAAAUUCAGCUCCAGAAGGUCAAAAAUCACUUGGAAUCGUUCCGGAAGCUCCAGAAGCUCAAAAAUCACCCAGAAUCGUUUCGAAAGCUCCAGAAGCCCAAAAUUUGGCUGAAAAUCCUUAUGAAGCUGAAUUUCUGGCUGAAAAUGCUCCAGAAGCUCAAAAGUCAGCGGAAAAGCCCCCAGAACCUCAAAUUUCGGCUCAAAAUCCCUAUGAAGCUGAAUUUCUGGCUGAAAAUCGUCUAGAAGCUCCAGAAUCUCCAAAUUUGAAUGAAAAUGCUCCGGAAGCUCCAGAAACUCAAUUUUCGGCUCAAAAUCCUUUUGAAGCUGAAUUUUUAGCUGAAAAUCGUCCAGAAGCUCCAGAAGCUCAAUUUCUAGACGAAAAACCUCCGGAAUCUGAAAAUCAGCCCAAGUUUUCACCAGAAACAUGUCCGCUUCCGGAUUUCAGCAAUUUCGAACCGGACCAUCAAAAUCCGCCGCUUCCGCGUUCGAAUCCAGUUUUAUCCGCAUCCAAUUACCCAGUGAUUCCCUCAAUUUCGGAAAUUGAUCGAAAUUUGGAAAAUAUACUCGCACAACCUGAAAACAACCUGAUGAACGAGUUUUUCUAUUCGCCACCUCAAGGUUAUCAGCAUCCGCAGCAAAUGCAGCCAAAUUAUUAUCAAAAUAUGCAUGGACAGCCUGAAUUUGGAGCCUUUGCUUAUCAUCAACCAAUGGUGGGUUUUUUUUAAUUGAAAAAUGCUGAAAAUCGCGAGUUUUGGCUGCGAAAACUGAAAAAUUCAAUGAAAACAGUCAAUUUUGACCCAAAAAUCAUUAAAAACUAUGAAUUUUGAGCUAAAAAUAGCAAAUGCGCUCUAUUGAACUCUACCCGUUUCUAUGGAAAAUUCAAAUUUUCAUUUUUUUUCUGACCGAUUUUGAGCUGAAAAUCGCGAGUUUUGGCUGCGAAAACUGUGAAAUUUAAUGAAAACGGUCAAUUUUGACCCAAAAAUCAUCAAAAACGAUGAAUUUUGAGCCAAAAAUAGCAAAUGCGCUCUAUUGAACUCUACCCGUUUCUAUGGAAAAUUCAAAUUUUCAUUUUUUUUUUCUGAUCGAUUUUUUAGCCUAAAAUUUGGAGAAUUUGGAAAGAAACAUAAAGCAUUGCUCAUGUUAGCCAGAAAAUUCCAGAUUUUCAUUUUUUACAGAUCCAACAUCAAUCGGUUCCACCAAUUCAUAAUCCAUAUUUGGCACACAUUCAAAAUCCCAAUCAACUUCAUCAUCCACAAUUUCAGCCAUUUCCAGCACAAUUUCGCACGCCAGACGUAGUUUUCACACCUUUUCCACCUAAAAAUCUGAAAAUUUCAGAAUUUUCAGCCUAAAAUUAGGCCACGCCCCCUUUUUUUGCAUGUUUCUAACCCAAAAAAAGUCUGAAAAUCUCAAAAAUCCACGAUUUUUUCAGCAACCCCUUGUUACUGUCGUCAAAAAGCUGAAAAUCGACAAGCAGCUGAAACCGGCGAAAAAAGUUGUAUUGAAAAUGGCAGGACAGAAAGAGGAAGUAUCAUUGAGUGAUGAUGAGGUGAGAAAAUUGACUGAAAUUUGGCUGAAACUCGAGAUUUUGGCUGAAAAUGAGCCAAAAAUCAUGAAAAAUGAGCAAUUUUAAGCCUAGAAACGUGAAAAUUGACGAAAAAUAGCAUAUGCGCCCCAUUGAACUCUGCCCGUUUCAAAGGAAAAUUCAAAUUCUUAUUUUUUUUUUCUGGUGAAUUUUUAUGAAAUUUGGGAUUAUUUGACUAGGAUGAGCUGAAUAUUGCUAAAAUUCAUGAAAUUCUCGAGUUUUGGCUGCGAAAUCUGAAAAUUUUGCGAAAUUGAGCCUAGAAACAUGAAAAAUGAUGAAUUUUGAGCCAAAAAUAGCAAAUGCGCUCUAUUGAACUCUGCCCGUUUUGUAGGAAAAUUCAAAUUUUCAUUUUUUUUUCUUUUGGUGAAUUUUGAUGAGGUUCGGGAUUUCUUGACUAGGAUGAGCUGAAAAUGAUCGAAAAUCAUGAAAUUCGCGAGUUUUGGCUGCGAAAACUGGAAAUUUCACGAAUUUUGAGCUGAAAAUGGUCCAAAUUGAUUGAUUUUGGUCUAAAAUUAGAAAAUGCGCUCUAUUGAACUCUUCCCGUUUUCAAGGAAAAUUCAAAUUUUCAGGCUUCAUCCUCAACUUCGUCUGGAAAAAUAGCAAAAACAACAAGCACAGAAGGUGAAGAUGAUAUGACCUAUGAAACACAAUUAUUUGUUUUCCCGCCAAAAAGUGUCGAAAAACAGGAAUAUGAUUCGGUUGUUGGUGAGUUUUGACCUGAAAAUCGUGAAAAUCGUGAAAUUUUGACCAAAAAUAGCAAAUGCGCUCCAUUGAACAAUCCCCGUUUUGUUGAAAAAUUCAAAUUUUCAUUUUUUUUUUCUUCACAAAAAAUCGCCCAAUUUUUGAAUUUUGCAGUUUGCGUCAAAGAUAUCCACACAUUAGCUCGUGAUGAAUUCAUCAAUGACGUCAUGAUAAGUUAUAAAAUCAAUUAUCUCAUCAAUUAUCAAAUCGAUAAAAGCCUUCGACCAAAAAUCUACUUUUUCAACACGUUCUUCUAUUCGGGAUUGUCGAAAAAUGUGAAUACGCCAAUGUUUUCGACGAAAAAUGGGAUUAGUGAAAGCGAAAAGAAGAAGGUGAGGUUUUGAGCCAAAAAUCAUGAAAAAUGCUCAAUUUUGAGCUAAAAUUGGCAAAUGCGCCCCAUUGAACUCUCUCCGUUUUGAUGAAAAAUUCAAAUUUUUAUUUUUUUUUGUUGAUGAAUUUUUUAGCCGAAAAUCAUGAAAGUUUUAUUUCAAUAUAAAUUUUCCGAUAUUUCAUGGAAAAUUUAACUGGAAAGCUGAAAAUCUGAAAAUUUUACUGAAAAUCAUAGUUUUAAGCUAAAAAUGAGCAAUGUUAAGCCUUGAAACAUGAACAAUGAUGGAUUUUGAGCCAAAAUUGACGAAAAAUAGCAAAUGCGCUCUAUUGAACUCUCCCCGUUUUGAUGAAAAAUUCAAAUUUUCAUUUUUUUUGCAGCUUCUCUCAAACGUGGAUCGUGUUUCAAAAUGGACGAAAAAAUUCGAUGUUUUCGGAAAAGAAUAUCUGGUUAUACCAAUCAAUGAGGAAUUUCAUUGGUAAGUCUGAAAAUUUCAGAUUUUUGGCUGAAAAUGAAUUUUUUCAGGCUUGUCGCAAUUAUUGUAAAUCCAUCUGGUGCAAUUGUGGAAACUGGAGAAAAUGAGGAGGAAAGUAGAAAGAAACCGAAAACUUGGAUUGUGUUUUUGGAUCCAUUGACUGGUUUGGAUCCUAGGAGACAGUGAGUGAUUUUUUGGCUGAAAAUUGGGGAAAUUUGGCUGAAAAUGAGUUCUGGGCUGAAAAUUUGAACAAAAAUGAUGAAAAAUGAGCUAUUUUGAGCAUUUUCAUGUGAAAAAUGGCUGGAAAUUUCUAAAAAUCUGAAAAUUUCGAAGUUUUUGUUAAAAAUAAGAGAAAUCACCUGAAAAUCUAAAAAUUUCGAGAUUUUCAGAUGAAAAUUACAAUUUCUGUCUGGAAAUCUCGAAUUUUUCUCGAGCGACGCAAGUCGUGAGUGUAAACCGCAAGCUUCCGCGUAAGCGGCACAAUCUUCCGCUUUAGCGGCCACGUGGUUUACUAUGAUAUGGCAAACGUCAUAUUUAUCCGCGUGGCCGCUAAAGCGGAAGCUAGUGCCGCUUACGCGGAAGCUUGCGGUUUACACUAGCUUCGCUCGAACCUCCAAGUCCUAUUCUGAAAUAUCUGAUAAAAAUCUGAAAAACUGGAAUUUUCAGCACAAAUUAUUGGGCAAUUCAGUAACUAUAAACUAGUUCCUGAAUUGUUCCUAAAUUUGUGCUGAAAUUCCAGCAUUUUUCAGAUUUUUAUUGGAAUUUCAGCGGAGAUGCGGAAGCUAUGCCCAAAUUUUCUGGAAUUUCCCAUCAAAAACUUGCAAUUUUUUGCAGAAAAAACAUGUGUUCAUGUAUUCGCUAUUAUUUGACCGGAUUAUACAAUAAAACAAAAGCUGCGGGAAUGAAAUUUGCCACCGAAAAACCGACGAUUUUUGAUGAGAGCCGAAUCGAAGUGAUUAGACCAGCCAAUUUACCGGUUCAGAAUAAUUAUUAUGAUUGUGGAUUGUUUGUGUUGUAUUUCAUUGAGGCGUUCUUUUGUGGAUUGAAACCGAUUACUGUGCAGGUGAAUUGGGGGAAAAUUGGAUGAUUUUGAGCUAGAAAUCAUGAAAAACACCUAUUUUCACCCACUAUUGACUAAAAAUAGCAAACGCGCUCCAUUGAACUCUCCCCAAUUUCUCGAAAAAUUCAAAUUUUCAUUUUUUUUUUCAGGAUAUUCCGAAUAUGGAUUGGAAGAAUUAUUAUGAGAAUGGUGAAGAGAUGGCGGAUUUAAUGAGAGAUAAAUUGUAUAAUUCCGCUUUGAGAUUAUUGGAUGAAGCUGUGAGUUUUCUUUUUUGGCUGGGAAUUUGACUGAAAAUCAUAAAAAAUUUUGAAUUCUCGAGCGGAGCGAGUGUAAACCGCAAGCUUCCGCGUCAGCGGCUACGUGGUUUACUAUGAUAUGGCAAACGUCAUAGUAAUCCGCGUGGCCGCUAAAGCGGAAGCUUGCGGUCUACACUCGCUCCGCUCGAAAACCCUUUCCAAGUCCUAUUCUGAAAUAUCUGAUAAAAAUCUGAAAACUGGAAUUUUCAGCACAAAUUAUGGGACGAUUCAGUAACUAUAAACUAGUUUCUGAAUCGUCCCUUAAUUUGUGCUGAAAAUUCCAGCAUUUUCAGAUUUUUAUUGGAAUUUCAGCGGAGAUGCGGAAGCUAUGCCCAAAUUUCGAGCGGAGCGAGUGUAAACCGGAAGCUUCCGCGUCAGCGGCACUAUCUUCCGCUUCAGCGGCCACGUGGUUCAUUGUGGUACAGUUUCUACGUCAUAGCAAGUCCACGUGACCGCUAAAGCGGAAGAUAGUGCCGCUUACGCGGAAGCUUGCGGUCGACACUCGCUUCGCUCCAGAAAAACCCUUCCAAGUCCAUUUCUGAAAUAUCUGAUAAAAAUGUGAAAACUGGAAUUUUCAGCACAAAUUAUGGGACGAUUCAGUAACUAGUUUAUAGUUUCUGAAUCGUCCCUUAAUUUGUACUGAAAAUCUAGAAUUUUCAGAUUUUUAUUGGAAUUUCAGCGAAGAUGCGGAAGCUAUGCCCAAAUUUUGAAUUCCGCAAGCUUCCGCCCCCCAAAAUCACCCAUAUUUCCAGCCUCGUUCUCGCCUCCAAAAACACGAGCUCCGCAUGAAACACGGUCUUUCAACCGAAGGCACCGCCUCUCGAAAACAUCGCCGUCAUUCGGCCUCAAAUUGUCUGCCACGUGGCAAAUCGCGUCAUUCCAAAUACUACAUUCAACACUAUUCAAUGUCGCCACCACCCAAAAAUCUCAUCGAUAUGCCAUUCUUCUCGAAUCCGCGACCGAUGGCCAAAGUUCCGAUAACUCGACGAGUUCGACAAUUGAGAAUGCCUGAGGAGAAAUUUGCCAGCAUGUAUUAGGAAAGGUUGGUGAAUUUGGGCUGGAAAUGUGGAAAAUAAGCUGAAAAUCAUGAAAAUCGACCUGAAAACCAUCAAUUUUGACCCAAAAACCAUGAAAAAUGAGCUAUUUUGAGCCAAAAUCAGCAAAUGCGCUCUAUUGAACUCUACAUGUUUUUAGGGAAAAUUCAAAUUUUCUUUUUUUUUUCUCUGGUGAAAUUUUGUCGAAAUUUGGAAUUUUCUGACUAGGAUGAGCUGAAAAUUGCUGAAAUCCAUGAAAUUCUCGAGUUUUGGCUGCGAAAACUGGAAAAUUCGCUGAAAUUUCGUCAUUUUGAGCCUAGAAACAUGAAAAAUGAUGGAUUUUGAGCUAAAAUUAGCAAAUGCGCUCUAUUGAACUCUCCCCGUUUUGAAUGAAAAUUCAAAUUUUUAUUUUUUUUGUCAGGUCUGAAAUUAUCGAUUUACGGCCUAAAAUCGGGCCUAGGCUUAUCUAGACUCCAAAAAUCCCCAAAUUUUGAAGCCCAAUCCAAUUUAGGCCCGGAAAAUCUGAAUUUUUGGAAAAAUUCUACUUUUUUCUUCAGAAAAAACUAAAAAUUUGAAUUUUUCAACAAAAAUCCCAUUUUUUCAGAUUCCACGUGGCAUUUUUCACCUCCUUCUCUUCAAAAAUCUCCCCAACUUCACCCAACUUCCAAUUUUCCCGAUCUCCCGCCUCCCCGCUAA
Molecule: messenger RNA, 11579 nt
Organism: Caenorhabditis angaria
Lineage: Eukaryota; Metazoa; Nematoda; Chromadorea; Rhabditida; Rhabditidae
Source: the annotation of a GenBank genome assembly